Galeopterus variegatus (Sunda flying lemur) is the source of this 1939-nucleotide messenger RNA. RefSeq names its product centromere protein T (gene CENPT). The coding region runs from base 81 to 1829 and encodes 582 amino acids. The record is from RefSeq and is a predicted model, not a curated record. The transcript is spliced from 13 exons. Gene Ontology annotation, molecular function: DNA binding; protein heterodimerization activity. Gene Ontology annotation, cellular component: kinetochore. NCBI's taxonomy places the organism in Eukaryota, Metazoa, Chordata, Mammalia, Dermoptera, Cynocephalidae. Gene Ontology annotation, biological process: kinetochore assembly; mitotic cell cycle; chromosome segregation.
GUGCGCAGCAUCGCGAGAAUUACCUUAAAUGCGGCGGCGGGAACGCAGCACCUGAGGUGCUUGAGCGGUUGGCUGAGGCCAUGGCGGACAGCCGCAGUUCCGGCAGCAGUCAUACGCCGCGUACACUGCUGCGGCGCGUCCUGGAUACAGCGGACCCUCGCACUCCGCGGCGACCCCGCAGUGCUCGAGCUGGUGCCCAAAGAGCCCUGCUUGAAACAUCUUCCUCCAGGAGGCUGAGCGGCCAAACAAAGACGACUGCCAGAUGGCAUUCCCAUGGAGCCAAGUCUGUUGGCAGAUUGUCCCGUGUUCAAGCCAGUGGGCACCUGGAGGGACAGACACCUCGGACUCUGCUGAAGAACAUCCUACUAACUGCACCAGAAUCUUCCAUCCUAAUGCCAGAGUCAGUAGUGAAGCCAGUGCCAGCACUGCAGGGGGUCCAGCCCUCCAGACAGGAAAGCAGUCGGGGCAGCCUGGAGCUGCAACUUCCUGAGCUCGAACCCCCCACAACCCUGGCUCCAGGUCUGCUGAUCACUGGCAGGAGGAAGCAGAGGCUGAGACUGUCGAUGUUUCAGCAGGGCAUAGACCAGGGGCUGCCUCUCUCCCAAGAGCCUCAUGGGAGUGCUAAUGCCUCGUCCCUCACCAGCUCCCUCAACCUGACCUUUGCCACACCUCUUCAGCCACAGUCAGUGCGGAGGCCUGGUUUGGCCCGCAGACCUCCCACCCGCCGAGCUGUAAAUGUGAGUGCCUUUUUGCGGGAUGUUCGAGGUACUUCUUUGGCUUCAGCUCCUCCAGGUGAUAGCCUCAGAACCCCUGUUACUACUCUGCCAAGGGACGUCAUGUUGGAGGACACUCAGCCCUUCUCCCAGCCCUUGGUUAGCUGCUCCCCCAGUGUUUCUUGCUCCCUACACCACUCCUCUCGCACUGGGGCUGAAGAUGUUGAAAGGACCAUCAGUCGCAGGACACAGAGCAGUGGGCAGAGCAACUCAGAGAUGCAGAGCAACAGCCCUAGGAAACCAGCCCAGUUUCUGUCAGGAAAGGAAGAGGAGGUUGAUGCCCUGGCUCUGGGCUUCCUGAACACCAGCAGUAAUAUCUCUGCAGAAGAUGGAGUAGAGCCCUUACAGGAUGGAUUUGGUAAGAAGGCAGUGAAAAGGAUGGAAGAAGGUUUGAACAUGAGUGAAGUGAAGGAGGCAACAGGAGCACAAGGACCUGCCGGGGCAGAAAAGCCUAAGGGACACACCAAGGUGACAGAAGCAGAGAGAUCCCAGGGGGCUGUUGAGGCUGAGGAGCUAGAAGGAUCUUCAGGGCAUGACGACACCUCUGGCAGUAUAGUAAGUCACGAGUUGGUCUCCAGGACCCCGAAGUUUCUCCAGGCCAAGCAACUUGGACAGUUUCUUGAGCCAGCCCCACCACCUGGUGCUGCAGUCUUAUCUUCAGAGCCUAUGGAGCCUCUGUUGGCCAGGCUUCCCCCUAGGCCCCGAACCACUAGCACCAGACCCCGUCAAGAUCCCUACAGGAGUGGACUGAGCCACUAUGUGAAACUCUUUAGCUUCUAUGCUAAGAUGCCCGUGGAGAAAAGGGCUCUUGAGAUGGUGGAGAAAUGCCUAGAUAAGUAUUUCCAGCAUCUUUGCGAUGAUCUGGAGGUAUUUGCUGCUCAUGCUGGCCGCAAGACUGUGAAACCGGAAGACCUGGAGCUGCUGAUGCGACGGCAGGGCCUGAUCACCGACCAAGUCUCACUUCAUGUACUUGUGGAGCGGCAUCUUCCCCUGGAGUACCGGCAGCUGCUCAUCCCUUGUGCAUUCAGUGGAAACUCCGUCUUCCCUGCCCAGUAGUGGCCAGGCCUCUCAACACUUGCCUUGUCCCCACUAGGGAACCCUUUGUCCCACAUCUUCCUCCAGGACUCCUCCCUUCCCCCAGCAUAAAUAAAGUGUCAUAAACAGAA